UAAUCAGAGGAGUAGAAUCUGCCAUCCAUUUUGACCUAAGAGGGAACUUCAAUGACAAACCACCCUAGAGCAGGGAAGAUUCAUCGGCUCUUUACACGUCUUUAAUCAUUAUUGGUUUUCUGGUUUUUUUUUUUUUUUUUUUUUUUUCAGUUUUCCCUAUAUAAAAAAUGGCCAAUUAAUGAUCUCUUCGCGUCGCAGCCACUGACCUUAUCCUCUCCAACCAACAAAGGGAGGAGACCAGCAAGAAACCCUUUUCAUUUCCAAUCCAAACAGCUCCUUUCUUCACUCUCAGGGAGGAGAAGAGGAAGGAGGAGGAUCAUGGCUGCUCCUAUUUCUGCCAUCCAGCUCCUCAUGACCUGCUUUUUGUUACUUUUUGGGGCCAUCUCCACCUUUAAUAUUCAGGUUAUGGCAGUGGAACAAAUUCCCGAGCUCAAACUCACCUCUCGGAUUCUUCAAGAUUCAAUUGUCAAAGAAGUAAAUGAAAAUCCCAAUGCUGGAUGGCAAGCCGCCAUGAAUCCUCGAUUUGCCAAUUUCACGGUUGGUGAAUUUAAGCGCCUUCUUGGAGUCAAACCAACGCCUAAGAAGGAAUUGUUGGGUAUCCCUGUUGUAAAACAUGAUAAAUCCUUGAGGUUGCCAAAAAAUUUUGAUGCAAGGACAGCUUGGUCACAGUGUAGCACCAUUGGAAGGAUUCUUGAUCAGGGUCAUUGUGGUUCUUGUUGGGCUUUUGGUGCUGUUGAAGCGCUAUCUGAUCGCUUUUGCAUUCAUUUUGGCAUGAAUAUCUCUCUUUCUGUAAAUGAUCUCUUAGCAUGUUGUGGCUUCCUAUGUGGAUCUGGUUGUGAUGGGGGAUACCCAAUUGCUGCUUGGCGAUACUUUGUAUACCGUGGUGUUGUCACCGAAGAGUGUGAUCCAUAUUUUGAUGAUACUGGCUGCAACCAUCCUGGUUGUGAACCAGCAUGGCCUACUCCAAAGUGUGUGAGGAAGUGUGUUAAGGGGAAUCAGCUGUGGAAACAGUCUAAACAUUACAGCGUCCAUGCAUAUAAAAUUCACUCCGACCCACAGAAUAUAAUGGAAGAAGUAUAUCGAAAUGGACCAGUUGAGGUGUCCUUUACUGUUUAUGAGGAUUUUGCUCAUUACAAGUCUGGAGUCUAUAAGCACAUUGCUGGUUCUUCGAUUGGAGGUCACGCGGUUAAACUUAUUGGAUGGGGAACAACUGAUGACGGAGAGGAUUACUGGCUUAUCGCCAAUCAGUGGAAUAGAAGCUGGGGUGAAGAUGGAUACUUCAAGAUUAGAAGAGGAACAAAUGAGUGUGGAAUUGAGGAUGAUGCAGUUGCUGGUUUGCCUUCAACCAAAAAUCUUGUUAAAGAGGUUGUGAAUGAGGAUGGUCUGGAGGAUGCCUCAGCUUGACAUUAGGUUGUUUUACUUAAAGGGCGUGUUUGUUUAUGCACUCUCUCGUGAUAUAAUAUUAGAAUAUAUUUGUUACAAGAAUGGAAUCUGAAUCCUGCUAUAUUAUGGGACUGUACGAGGCCGAAAUGGUCGGUAAAACUCCAUUGAAUGUGGUAGCAACUUGCUUGUAUCCAACAUUCAAUCUCAAAAUGGUCUCCGCAAACUCCCAUGGAUAUUUUACCAAUUUCCAAUCUAAGAUAAUAGUAGUUAUGGCGCA
Carica papaya (papaya) is the source of this 1660-nucleotide messenger RNA. RefSeq names its product cathepsin B-like protease 2. Gene Ontology annotation, biological process: proteolysis; regulation of catalytic activity. Gene Ontology annotation, molecular function: cysteine-type endopeptidase activity. The record is from RefSeq and is a predicted model, not a curated record. NCBI's taxonomy places the organism in Eukaryota, Viridiplantae, Streptophyta, Magnoliopsida, Brassicales, Caricaceae.